Messenger RNA from Symbiodinium sp. CCMP2592, 2022 nucleotides. The record is from the annotation of a GenBank genome assembly. Lineage: Eukaryota; Dinophyceae; Suessiales; Symbiodiniaceae.
AUGAGUCAAAGGCUCAAUGUCUGCGAACCCGUCUUGUCAGAUUCGGUGUCCUCCCUUAACCGAGACAAGAAUGCCUCACGAAAGGCAGAGCUCUCCGAAGAGUAUUUCACUGGCAGUCAGCAGAGCUUGCUCUCAGGCACGAGAGACUUCUGGAAUUGCGAUUACUUCGAGAGCGUCGUUGUGAUGCACACAUUUCUGCACCAGAAACAAGCAAAGGCUGACUUGCUCUUGUUUGACGCUUUGAAUUUGGCUUUGCCAUCUCGGUCGAGCUUCGUUGCACUCGAUGGGCUUCAGUUGCGCUUCGCUGUCAUCUCCUCUUGGCCGGUGCUCCCUUCCGAGCUCUUCGCCUUCACACAGUCUUCGGACCAGCAGGCUACAGCCGGAGAUGCAGGGAGGCAGCUGCGGGAGUCUCUCGGUCUGAGUUCGCUGCAGCUGCUAGAGGCGCCGGGGGACCCAGAGAUGGCGUUUACUGACUUCGUUGGCCCGGUCGAGGACUAUGCAAGCAAGCUUCAGCAGCUGCCAGAACUGGGCAGGCAAGCUGCUGCUUUUGCACUGCAAGUGGACGAGUGGAUUCAAGCUGACAAUGCCAGCAUGGCUGGGACCUCAAGUGCAGCUGUAAAGGAUGAAUGGAUGGGUGGCGAGCUCAACUUUGUUGUCCGAACGCUACUGGAGGCUGCAGAGGGCAUGCAGGACGACUUCCGAUUCAUUUGGGAUGCACGCGAGGAGGAGGUCGAGGACAGAUUGAUGACUGUAGCUGCGAUUCCAACUGGCAAGAUCAUUCCCUCGGUGCUUGGGGACGGUGUCGGGAUCAGCUUCGCAAGUCUUGCGAGCUUUGAAAUCGAUCUCAAUCAUAUGGUCUUCAUGCUGCUCAUCAGGAGCUGGUAUGCCAUGUAUGCUUUCAACAUCUGUCAUGCAGGGACAUUUCUAUUUGGUCACCGCCGCCACCAAUUCCAAGAGCACUUCCGCGACGACGAGGAAGUACGGACAACAGACGACGUCGACGACAACGCCGGCGACGACGACGACGACGGGGAGGAGGAGGAGGAGGAGGAGGAGGAGGACGACGACGACCAGGACGACGACCACGCCAGCUGCAACCAGCUACAGAGUGUUGUGGUGGUCGUCGUCUUCCAAUUGAUUCAGGCACCAAAAGUCCUGCCGUCUUUGAUCACAACAAUGAAAAUCAGCAGGUCCUGCCAGCAAGCCAGGUUCCAGUAUGCGGAAUCGGCUCGAAUGCCGCUGAGCGCGCGGCAGAACAAGUCCGACAGCCUGGCGGUCUCCUCUGGCAGUCAGUUCUGUCGGCCGCCCGGGCAGCUGGUGCGUAGUGCCAGCGAAGAUGCCGACCCGCGGCGCCAGGCUGUGAUGUUCCGCGGCAAGGGUGUUAUCAUUGCUUCCGAGGACCGCAAUGGCGAUGGACGUCGACGAAGUGAGCGAAACUUUUCCGACCUCUUUGGACAGAGCAGUGGGAGGCCUUUGCCCUUGUCCACAGCUGGUCGAAGCGAGUUCCACUCGACUGCCGCCGCUUCAUGGAUGGACUCGACCACGGAGACCUCUGCCAGGAACCAUGAGCGCAGAGCAGGCUUAGCCGAGUCCGGGUCCUUGGUUUUCGAUCCUUCGGCCCAGUCCAUGGAGAAGAUCUUGCCGCUGUCGCCGCGAGGCGCAGCGCCAAGGCGAUCGCCCGACUGGUUCGAGGAGCGAACUUGCUGGGACUUCUCUCCACAAGACGCGAUGCACAUCGGAGUCGAACUCGCCCGGCGAAGCCGCGAGGGUCCGGCUCGGCGAGUGCAGUCCCUGGAUGCAGGCCGUCCCGGACGGGGCAACAUAGCGCCUGCUGAGCGAAAGCAGGCGAACCUGGCCUCGCGACUCACUGGUGCUAGCCAGCCCACUGCCGCCGACUCACCGUCGAUGGUCCGAAGUGGCGAUCUGUCUCCAGCCGCCCGGUCUGCGCUUUCCCUCCUUACUCCGAACUCCGCGCGGGAGCGAAAGUUCAAGGAGCUUCACAGCUCAGCCAAGCUGAUCUGA